This is a messenger RNA of Pan troglodytes (chimpanzee), 2989 nucleotides long. RefSeq lists its product as uncharacterized. The record is from RefSeq and is a predicted model, not a curated record. The coding region runs from base 1 to 930 and encodes 309 amino acids. Lineage: Eukaryota; Metazoa; Chordata; Mammalia; Primates; Hominidae. The transcript is spliced from 5 exons.
AUGAGGCCAGCUGUGCUGCUGCAGAGGCCGCCAGAGAGGGAAUCCCUCAAAGUCGCCGCUGGAGUGGGCCGGAGUGAGCGAGGGGCGGGGGACAGACAAGGAGGAGGGAGGGAGCGCGUAUUCUGUGAGCGCCUGGCUAGGACUCGGUGUCGAGUACGGCACCGACAGCUGCUGGCAGAGCAAAUCAGCUCACUGCAGAGGAAAGGACUGCACGGCGGUCCACGGCUGCGAGUGCUGAAAGCAAUCCGAUUGAAGUGUGCGCUGCUCAGGACACAUGGACCGUGGUCUGUGGUGUUACCUUUGGAUGGCGCGGCUGUAGGUGGGCCUGGUUGCUCAUGGCUCAGUAUCCCUGGGCUGGCCCGCGCGCCCGCUGCGGACUCCAGACUUGACGGCUUCUGCCCGCGGGAAGGAAGAUGCAUUCUACUGUUGGGCGCCUCGCUGCCUGCACCUCUGGCUCGCGAUGUCCUCAACCUGGGAAAGACGUCGGCGCUUUGCACCCGAGUUGGGCUCCUUGGCACAUUCGAGCAGCUGCUCUGGAGAAACAGCAGGAUCUACGGAAGUUUGUACCCACCGCCUUGCCUGCAGCCUCGGGAGUCUCAACCCAAGCCAGCCCGGCCUUGUGGCCCAGAGCAGCAAAGCCACAGCAGGCAACGCGAGCUAACGCGGGUCGCGCGGAGGUCGGGAGCCCAGGCGGCGGAGGCGGCGGCGGCGCAGUUAUUCCCGGGUGACUCUGGGGACUCGUGCAGAUGGGGGACGCCUCCGGCCACGCACUUGGAGCCAGCUGCAGCUCCCGGGAGCCUGGCACUGAUGGAUCGUCUCAUUUCCCAACUUGAUGGGCCGGAACCUGGGAUGGCUGUGCCUGCAGGGAGAGGCAAGACGAAGAAAGUCGUGCAUCCCCUGGGAGGCAGAGGCUGCUUGUCCCUGUCCUGACACCCCACCCCAUGGCUCAGGCUGGAGUCAGAGGGAAUGAGAAGAGUGGGAAGCCAGAGGCUGAGCUUGGCUUCCCAGAAUCUUCCUCCAUCUCAAGAAGUGGAACUCCAACUCCGCUCCAAGGCCUUCCUCCUUAGCUGGGUCUUGGAGAUCACUGAACGGAUCUCAAACCUGGGAUCUUAAAGAAUCCCAAAUCUGGGUGCACCUCAGCAGAAUACCUUCUCCCAGACCAGACUGUCAGGAAAGCCGCAGCUCUCUAGCUGGCCAGGAAACACCACAUGGUUCGGGACAUCUGACAAAGUGCUGUCCAAAAUCCAAAGUGUAGUUCUGAGACCAGUAGCAUCACUGUCCCUUGGAGACUGCAGGAUUGCAGGCCUCAUCCAGCCCUACUGCCUCGGAACGUGCAUCUGAGAGAUAUCCAAGGACUGUGUACAGUCUGGUUGGAGAAGCCCUUGCCCAAUUUACAGAACCUGAGUUUAGCCAUUGACAACCUGUUCAGCCCUGUUCCUCCCAGCCUCCUCUUCAUCACCUGUCAAGUGGGAGCUGUUUUGGACGUCCUGGGGGGCUCUUAUGCACUCCUGAGUGCAUUCAGACCAAUGGAAUCAGAAUCUCUGGUUUGCUGGAGCCUAGGCAGGAGUGUGUGUUUUGGGUGUCUCCAGGUGAUUUUAAUGGUAGCCAGGAAUGACUAGUGUAGAAAUACCCACUUUACAGAUUAGUUAGAUUAGCUAAGAUAAGGCCUGGGCAAGACAAUAUGUGCAGUGUUAAGCCCACUGCUCUCUGUAGCCUGAUUCAUUCUGUAGCCUGACAUUCUGCAGCCUGAGUCAUUCUGACUCCAGCAAGUAUGGCCUUGAACCAUACUUAAUUAGCCAAGUAUGGCUAAUCAGCUUCACUGUGCCUCGGUUUCCUUACCCACAAAAGGAAGUUGAUAAUAGUGCCCACCACAAAGGGUGUUUGUGAGGAUUUAGAAUCAAAUGUUUAAAAUCAAAUUCAAUAAAUAUUAGUUUAUGAGGUCAAAUCUCCCAAUCUCUCAUUUUCAACUAAAUGGUAGAAGGGCUUGAUUACUUAUUUAUCUCACCCUACGACCCAAACCCCUCGCCAAGACAAGCAGCCCUCUUCCAGAGCACAACAGCUUGCUUUGCUUCAAUAUUCUUGUCUAGUUUUGAACAUUUUUGGCACAAAAUCCAGUAUUUUAAAUUGCUUUGCAAUUCAGUAAAUCUGAUCCUCUUGCAAAGGUUAAUUUUGCCAAGUCCAGUAAUCCCAUUCCAGGUCCAUCAGUUUCAGAAGCACUAGUAUGAAGGGUGUGCUCAGCUCUGAUCCCACCCAGAGAUGCUGAUUCUGUAGGUUUGAGGUGUGGUGGUGUAUUUGUAUAUCUAACAAGUUCCUAAGUAGUACUGAUGCUUCAAGUCAGAGGGGACGACACCUUGAGAACCAGAGUGUGAAAUGAAUGGUUGACUCAGAGCAUCUCAGGAAUCUCAAUGGCAACACUGUCCCUUAGAAAUGCAAUGUGAAACACACACAUAAUUUAACAUAAUUUAAAAUAUCCUGUAGGUACAUUUUAAAAAGUAAAAAAAGAAACAGGUAAAAUUAAUUUUAAUAAUGUAUUUUAAUUAACCAAAUAUAUCCAAAAUAUUUUUCUCAACAUCUAAUCAAGAACAAAUAUGCAGUGAGGGUUAACUGAAAAAUCACAAGAUCUAUACAUUUAGAAAAGGAGACUUUAUUUCUUGUAAAAGUUUACAGCCUGCCAAGUGGCCAUCCUACCAGCUGGGAAGUGUAGCUUCCAGCAAAGACCAGAAAUAGGCACUUUGAGGGAGAGAGGAAUUAGACAGAAAUUUUAGUUGAACAGGUUGGCCAAACAUACAUAGUCAACAGGUUAUACGAAGAGCUUCAAAUACUCAUGAAGGUGGUCCUGAGGCAUGUGUACUGAACAAACAUGCAGGUAACAUAUAACCAUGUGUGCUUUGGGGUGGAGAAUUAACAUUUACAUGUAUUACAAUUAGGCCCUACACCUCCUUUUUAGGACACAAAGGCAACCAAGUGCACAGCCAUGAAUAAACCGGCC